Molecule: messenger RNA, 2569 nt
Organism: Pelodiscus sinensis (Chinese soft-shelled turtle)
Lineage: Eukaryota; Metazoa; Chordata; Testudines; Trionychidae
Source: RefSeq, a predicted model, not a curated record
AUGGGUAAGACCCAUAGUAGGCUGUGGCAAACCAUUUCUCUGUUUCUCUUGUUGCAGCAUUGGAAUCAGACGUGGUAUACAGGUAACCCACACUUUACACAGUGCUUCCAGAAUACAGUCAUUGCCUGGAUACCCUGUGCCUAUCUUUGGAUCUGUUUUCCAUUCUAUUACCUGUAUCUUGAGCACCACAGCAGAGGAUAUAUCAGAAUGUCGCACCUCUUCAAAACUAAAAUGGUACUUGGAUUCAUAUUGAUAUUACUGUGUUUUUCUAACCUCUUCUACACUUUUUGGGAAAUCAGUCAAGGAAUCCUGCGAGCUCCAGUGUUCUUCAUUAGCCCAGCAAUUGUGGGGAUCACAAUGAUCCCUGCAGUGUUUCUCACCCAGUUUGAGAGGCUGAAGGGUGUCCAGUCAUCAGGCAUCUUGAUGAUUUAUUGGCUGCUGUCAUUCCUUGCUGCUGCUGUGACUCUUAGUUCUAAAAUUCAACAAGCCCUGGCAGGGGGCUUCCCAGAGGACCCCUUCCGUCAUGUCACCUCUUACAUUUAUUUUAUCCUGCUGCUAGUAGAGAUCGUACUGUUCUUCUUUACAGAUUGGCCUCCCUUCUUCUCAAAAGUUGUCAAGGACUCUAAUCCGUGUCCAGAACUUGGUGCCUCUUUUGUUUCCAAAAUCACUUUCUGGUGGUUCUCUGGGCUAGUUUGGAAAGGCUAUUGGCAGCCAUUAGAAGCAGAUGACUUAUGGUCACUGAUGAAAGAAAAUUCCUCUGAGGAAAUUGUUUCACAGUUUGAAAGAGAAUGGAAUAAAUACUGUAACAGAACCAAGCAAAACACAGAAUCCAUCAAAUAUAAGAAGGAUCAACAAAGCAGAACUGGUCUGGCCAAGACAGAAGAGGUGCAGGUUCUUCUGCAGCCAGAACAAAGUCAGAGUGAGCCACUGUUGAAAGCAUUUUGGAGCAUGUUUGGAACCUACUUCCUUCUUGGUACCCUCAGCUUAAUCAUCUGUGAUGUCUUCUUGUUUUCUGUCCCCAAGAUACUGAGUCUUUUCCUGGAGUUCAUUGCAGACCAAGAAGCUCCCAGCUGGAAAGGUUAUUUCUAUGCAAUGUUACUGUUCCUAUUAGCUUGCCUCCAGACUCUGUUUGAACAACGAUACAUGUACGUGUGCCUAAUAUUGGGAAUGAGGCUGAAGACUGCAGUCACAGGCCUAGUAUAUAGAAAGAUCUUGGUCAUGUCAAAUGCAGCAAGAACAGAAGCAACAGUAGGAGAAAUUGUCAAUCUGGUAUGUGUCGAUGUGCAACGGUUAAUGGAUCUCAUUAUAUAUUUUAAUGGGACCUGGCUUGCUCCCAUUCGGAUCAUCAUCUGCUUUGUCUUCCUGUGGCAGCUCCUGGGACCAUCUGCCUUGACUGCAAUUGCUGUAUUUUUAAUCCUUUUGCCUUUGAAUUUUGUGAUCACCAAGAAGAGGAGUCACUCUCAGGAGGACCAGAUGAACCAUAAAGAUAAUCGAGUCAGACUGACCAAUGCCAUCCUCAGUGACAUUAAGAUCAUCAAACUCUAUGCCUGGGAGAAAGGCUUUAUGGAGAAAGUGCUUGGUAUCCGAAAGCAAGAGCUUCAAGCUUUAAAAAACUCUCAGAUCCUCUUCUCGUUGUCACUGUCUUCCUUCCACUCGUCUACAUUCCUGAUUUCAUUUGUUAUGUUUGCAGUCUACACCCUGGUGAACGAGCAGCAUGUCCUAGAUGCUCAGAAAGCCUUUGUUUCUUUGACACUAAUCACUCUCUCUUUCCUGCCAUUUUCCAUCCAUGCUGCUAUACAGGCCAAGGUUUCCUUAAACCGUUUGGCUGCCUUUCUUAGUCUUGAAGAAUUGGAUCCAAAUAACAUGAGCAGAGCUACCUCGGACCACUUACAGGAUCGUAUCACUGUAAGGAAUGGCACAUUCACUUGGUGCAGAGGAAGCUCUCCUUGCCUUAAAAGGAUAAAUCUAACUGUACCCCAAGGCUGCCUGUUUGCUGUGGUUGGCCAGGUGGGAGCUGGAAAAUCUUCCUUGCUGUCUGCGUUACUUGGUGAGCUGCAGAAGUUGGAUGGCUACGCAGCUAUUAAGGGAACGGUAGCUUAUGUCCCCCAACAAGACUGGAUACAAAAUGCUUCUGUGGAAGAGAAUAUUGUCUUUGGAGAAGAGAUGGAUGAAAGCUGGUAUAACAGAGUGAUUGAUGCUUGUGCACUGCAGCCAGACCUCAAGAGCUUCCCUGCAGGAAGUAAAAGUGAAAUAGGAGAGAAGGGAAUAAACAUAUCUGGAGGGCAGAAACAGAGAGUGAGUCUAGCUCGUGCUGUGUACAAGAAGGCAGCUGUUUACCUGCUGGAUGACCCCCUUUCAGCUGUGGAUGCCCAGGUUGGACAGCAUAUUUUUGAACACAUCAUUGGACCCAAUGGUUUACUGAAGGGCACGGUAUGUAAGCAAAUUAGUAUUUCUCCCAUUAUCUACUGUAUAUUUGAGAGAGUUUGCCUGUCCAUUCAAGAACUCCUCCUAAAUGGAAAAAGCUAGGACCACCAAAUUUGGUAUGCAGCUUCCUCUUAUAACUUAAAGC